AUGUCUCCCACUCUCAACGUCACCCACAUCGGCACAGCCACUGCCAUCCUCGAAAUCAAUGGAGUAAAAUUCCUUACCGACCCCUUCUUCUCUCCCGCCGGCACUGCCUGGGACAGGGGCGUCAUAGUCCUCAAAGUCACUGACGACCCGGCCCUCCGCCUGGACCAACUCCCCAUCAUCGACGCUAUCCUGCUCAGCCACGAAGACCACCCAGACAACCUCGACGAACUCGGUCGACAGCUCCUAGACGGCCGCCGCGUCUACACGACCCCCGACGGCGCAAAGAACCUUGCUCCCCGCCCAGCCGUCCACGGAAUGGAACCCUGGACGGAUCUGGAGCAUCCCAUCAGCGGCAAGAAAUUCAAGAUCAUUGCAACACCAACCAAGCAUGUCCCAGGGAAUGAAUGCACAGGCUUCAUUAUUACCGGCGAAGACUUCGGCACUGGCCGCGACGGCCUCCCCAACGCAAUAUACUUCACUGGGGAUACAGUGUACAUCGAGGAACUAGAGGCCAUUGCGGAUCGGUACCAUGUGUGUGCGGCGGUGAUGAACCUGGGCAAUGCGCAUGCGCCUAUUGGGCCGGACCCUAAUAACCCGAUGGUCCAGAUUACGAUGGGUGGCAAGGAUGGGGCGAGGCUGUUCCGGGCUUUGAAGGCUGAUGUGCUUGUUCCGAUGCACUAUGAGUCGUGGGGACACUUUACGCAGUUUGGAGAGGAGCUGAAGCAGGCGUUUGAGGAGGAGGGGAUUAGUGAUAAGGUGUGUUGGUUGAAGGGGGGUGAGGCGGUUUCUGUUCUUUGA
This is a messenger RNA of Aspergillus puulaauensis, 798 nucleotides long. RefSeq names its product MBL fold metallo-hydrolase. Bases 1 to 798 code for a protein of 265 amino acids. Lineage: Eukaryota; Fungi; Ascomycota; Eurotiomycetes; Eurotiales; Aspergillaceae. The record is from RefSeq and is a predicted model, not a curated record. The transcript has a single exon.